UCUUGUGACUUAUCGUAAGAUUCGGAAUCGAGCAAACAUGUUGUACAGGGCACUUCUACUUUCUAUUUUUCUGUUAUUGUGUUAUGCGACUUCACCAUCAUUAUCAACUGGGAUUGGAGAUUUAAUGGUCAGAGGAAGAAAUGGUGGAAUAUCAUGUGCAGCAUGUACGGUCGUCAUGAUUUUGACGGAGCAGGUUUCUGUGAUACACAAUGAAACCAUCAUACAUUCCCUGGAGCGACUGUGUAACUACCUCCCGGACAAAUACAGGCAGCAAUGUCGGAUAUUCACAGAGUUCUUUGGAGGAAUUCUCAUAGCGAGAUUCACAGAAGAAGACAACCCUGAUACAUUUUGCCAUAAGAUCAGAUUCUGUUACACCGAGUCAGAUAAGCAGGAAUGCCGCGCCUUUCCAAAAACCGGGUCUAGAAGUUCACGAAAUGUUCAUUCGGGAAUCUUCAAAGAAUUGUUCAGUUCCGAAAUGAAGCAAGAAACAUACCAGAUACACCAAGAUACUAAGAUUUGUGAAUUACCUGGAAUAAAAAUUAUUUGUAAUUGGAUAGACAAGAUAUUGGACAAACAUGUCCCUGUUAUUGACUUGGAUGGUGACAGAUACAGUACAUUCCAGGCACUGCGGGGGAGCUCUUGGAGGGGAAAGGACUGUGAUGAUUCUAGAAAAGACAUACACCCAGGAAGCCGGCCAAUCCAGUCAGACAGGGACAAGGAUAGUAAUUGCAAUGGUAUCAUGGGAGUAGAUCCCGUCAGCGGCCAGCCAUACGAGGACCUGUACUGCAAGGAUAGCCAAGCGAGGGGCGUGGUUGUCCUAGGCGACUCCAUCAGUGCACACUUCCACAUCCCCAGGGAGUGGCUCAACGCUACAGAAAUAUCAGCAGCAGUUUUUAAACCUUUACCUUUCAUAUUGGGGAACGAAUUUAAUUGGCCAGAAUUAUCUUCUAUCACAGGUUACAUGAACAACACUUACACCAAUGUAAAUCAUGGCCCUAUGAACUCGGUCUAUGACUAUCUGUGGCAGAGGAACCGCUGUAACCACAGGGAUUAUCAAAACCUUGCUGUCAAUGGUGCCAGAUCAUGGUCAGUGGCUGACACAAUUGAGAAAAGCAUUUCUCGUAACCAGAUAACAGAUAAUCCUGUCACACUUUUCUACGCCUUAGUUGGAAUGGAUGUUUGCAAUCCGCUUACAGACACAGUUGCUUACAUGACAACACCAGAAGAAAUGAAGAACAACUCCAUUAUAACUUUGCAGUUUUUGGAGAAAACCCUGCCUGCUGGGAGUCACGUUUUUCUUGUAGGUUUGGCAGAAGGUAGGGUCCUCUAUGACAGUCUUAAGGACAGAGUACACCCAAUUGGUUCUCUAAGGAAUGACGUCACUUACUCCCACUUCUACGAUUACUUUAACUGCUUAGAGAUAUCUUCUUGCCGAGGUUGGAUGAAUACUAACGAGACUAUAAGAAAUAUGACAACACAGAGAGCCGAGCAGCUGAGUAAUGUACUGAAGGAAGUGGCACAGACUGAGGCAGCCAAGUACCACAAUUUUAAACUCGCCUACUUGGAAAAUCCUGUUUUCAAAGUUUUUGAACAUUGGAGAAAUCUUGGACGUCCCCUUUGGGAGCUGCUUGAACCAGUAGACGGUUUUCACACAAACCAGCUUGGCCAGGCACUCACAGGGCAGGUGCUAUGGCAGAUCCUGGAAACUGAAUAUCCCGAUGCCAUCGGUCCCAUCAACCCAUUUAACAACAAGAUCAAAGCCAUUUUUGGAGACCAAGAAGGCUAUUGAGCACGUGAACAACAUCUGGAAGAGAUAUACACGUUUUCUGUGAUUAAUCUAUUGUAUUAGCUUAUUGUUUCCCAACACAAAAUUUCUGUGAAAGGUCAUUCUAUUUUAUCUUUUCCUUAUCGGAUAUAUUUUUCAACUGUUCACAAUCGAACCUUUGAGACCUAUAAUGUACGCUGUAAUAUGUGAUAAACAAUAUUUAAUUUAAUAUGACAUUAUUUCUAUAGUAGAUGUUGCCAAUGCUUGCCGUAUAUAGCAUGAUUUUAAGGAAAGAUAAACCCUUAACUUGGUAUAUGAGAUUUUAUAUACCAAGGUAUUUUCAUAAACGAAUAAUACAUAUAGGAUAAUAUUAUCAAUGUAAAAGUGAUAUCAUUUGAUAUGAAUAUAUAGUUCACUUUGUGAUGGUAGACGAAAGUGAGUAAGAUUUAAUAUUUGGUUACUUUAUGAUAAAUAUGAUUGACAUGCGUGUGUUAUAGACACAUUUUUGUAAUGUACUUGUUUUUGUUAUGUCGUGCAGCUGAUAAAAAUACCACUGACAACCUAGUACAUAUGUACUGGAGCUGAAGAGCCAAUUCUUGCCAUAAGAUAAAACCAUGACUUUGUUUUAUGUAAGAAUUCGCAUUAACUAAGUAUGAUCAUUUUAAGUUUCUUUAACUGUAGAGCGACAAAGAUUAGGUCCAAAAACAUUUUAGAUAACAUUGAAACGAAGAAUAUCGAUCACAGCGAAAAUAAAUGUGUUUAUUCAGUUUAACAGUUCUUGAUAUGAAGUGUUUAUGACAUAGCUGAAUGGUUGAAUUUCAAUACUUGUAAAACUCGUGACUAUAUGGGAAAAUGUAUUUGGAUUUUUUUUAGUGUUCGUUUAAUUUCUUAUUUACGAAUCCUCUGUCAUUUCAGGCUACAAAUCGAUCACACAUUGAUGGAACUUUAAUAGGACAUGUACAUGACAUGUAAAAAAGGAGUUCUGGGUAGAUUCAAUUAAGGAUUAACCUUCAUUUUGACUGCGUAUACGGUAUUAUGAACGCAGUUGGCAACGAACAUAUUCUAUGGAGCGCGUAACGUGCGUAAAUCCAAACAAAUGAACAGCCUACAGCCCGCGAGCAGCGAUGGAUCUCCAACGUUACCAUUAUGACGUCACAAUGUAAAUUACGUCAUCAAUAGGAAGCAAUGGUCUCCAAGGAAUUUCACUGCGUAUACGGUAAUGUAUACGCAGUCACGGUUACACAACUUCAAUGGGAGCGAAUGUAAAUAUAACGUUAUGCAACAUGAUAGGAAAGACUAGAUUUGCUGUUAUGUGUUAUAAUGGGAAAACUGGGAAAUGCGUGUUAAAAAAUGUUUCAAUGUGAAAACUGUACACAUUAUAAGGAGAAAAAAAAUUAAUAAUGUGUAGGUUAUAGAUCAUAUGGGGGGAGAACUGCUGGGUAAUCAUGUGUAAAUUAUACAAUUAUAAGGUGUGUAGUUGUGUUAAUGUAUGCAUGUUCAGCUUUUCAAUAAAUCAUUAAGAAUGCCUUAUCUUUUGGAUACUGUGGUGCAGUAUACUCUAAUACUGUACAUGUUAUAGUUAUGUACAGUAUACUCUAAUACUGUACAUGUUAGGGUUAUGUACAGUAUACUCUAAUACUGUACAUGUUAUGGUUAUGUACACUGUAACAACAGUUCCAUGGACUCUUAAAUUGAAAUACAUUUAUAUCAGGGAUCAGAUUUUAUUGCUAAGAUUUUGUUAGAAAAACGAUAUUUUGCUAGUUCUUAUAUAUCUUUUUAUCUUUUAUUUACUACAUUUUUUGUUAUGAAAUUGCAUUUUGUAUAAUUUGUUUUACUAUUAUAAAUGUUCAUUGAUUUUCUUGCCUAAACAAAACACUCAUUUGAUUCCUAAUUCCUAUCUGAUAUAGAAUGCACUGUUUAGGAAAAGCUUGCAGGUUUUUGAUUCAUGAUAGUGAUAACUAUUUGACAUUAUUUCGACCAAUUGUAUGCAAAUGUAUCUGGUAAACGAUAUGAGUGCUACAUUAAUGCACGUAUUAUUAUUGUAUCAUUUCAGUCAUAUUUAUAUCAAUAAAUUGUUAAUGUUUCAUGUCCCUUUUUUAUCUCCACGAAGUCGUUUUAUAAUUAUCUUAUACUAUGUUAUAUAUCGUUUUCUUUGAAACUCUGCAUUAAAAUACCUUCAAA
This is a messenger RNA of Mizuhopecten yessoensis (Yesso scallop), 3946 nucleotides long. RefSeq names its product acyloxyacyl hydrolase-like. Gene Ontology annotation, biological process: negative regulation of inflammatory response; lipopolysaccharide catabolic process. The record is from RefSeq and is a predicted model, not a curated record. Bases 38 to 1789 code for a protein of 583 amino acids. The transcript has 19 exons. Lineage: Eukaryota; Metazoa; Mollusca; Bivalvia; Pectinida; Pectinidae. Gene Ontology annotation, molecular function: calcium ion binding; acyloxyacyl hydrolase activity.